Pyricularia pennisetigena is the source of this 660-nucleotide messenger RNA. RefSeq lists its product as uncharacterized. The record is from RefSeq and is a predicted model, not a curated record. Lineage: Eukaryota; Fungi; Ascomycota; Sordariomycetes; Magnaporthales; Pyriculariaceae. The transcript has 2 exons. The coding region runs from base 1 to 660 and encodes 219 amino acids. Gene Ontology annotation, biological process: protein phosphorylation. Gene Ontology annotation, molecular function: protein kinase activity; ATP binding.
AUGCCAUCUAUCAAACCCUCGGUAACCAUCCACACAUUACACAAUGUUUCGGUCUUGAAAAAAAACAGAACGGGCGACGCUAUUGCGCUUCAUAUCGAACGCGCGGAAUGUGACCUGCGGGGCUAUAUUGAAGCAAAUAUACGACCAUCUACCGAGCACUGCCUAGCUAUGGCAUCUGCUCUGGUCGAAGGCGUCCAGUAUCUUCACUCCUGCAAGGUUUUUUUUUUUNNUCUCUCUACCCGAAAUACCCUCGUCUUUGACAAAAUGAACCUUAAACUUUGCGAUUUUGCGAGUGCUGCACUUGAAGGCGUAUAUCCAAAAUUUGGGCAACAUACGUACGAAGUGCGUUAUUGGCCGGCUUUGCCCCAGGACGAUAUUGAGCAACUAAGUAUGUACCAAAAAGAAUUGUUUGCUUUAGGUUCGGCGAUAUAUGGAAUUACCGAAUGGGAAAAACCGUACGCCAAGGUCGACGACAAUGAUAUCGAUAAAGUUCUUCAUGGUGGGCAGAGGCCCACGAUUUCGGACUGGAAUUGUGCACGGGAUAUUAUUAUGCGUUGCUGGGAUUUUGGGUAUACUUCAGUAGGUAUUGUCGCAGAAGAUCUGGCUUCGCUUCUCAAAAGAUUCAAGGACUACAUAAUAUUCAGGUUUAAGCAUGAAUGA